This is a messenger RNA of Zea mays, 3425 nucleotides long. RefSeq lists its product as uncharacterized. Lineage: Eukaryota; Viridiplantae; Streptophyta; Magnoliopsida; Poales; Poaceae. The record is from RefSeq and is a predicted model, not a curated record. The transcript is spliced from 4 exons. Bases 153 to 1484 code for a protein of 443 amino acids. Gene Ontology annotation, molecular function: RNA binding.
UUAAAUUAUUUAAAAAAUACCGAUGCGCACCACGCGCCGGAACAAAAAUAUCCCACCCAAACAACUCCACCCUACCGCACCCCAAAUUCGCAAUCCCUCUCCACCUCUCCUCCCACCGCAGCAGCAGGCAAGCGCGAGGCGGAGGCGGAGAGAUGGAGUCGGACCAGGGCAAGCUCUUCAUCGGCGGCAUCUCCUGGGAAACAACGGAGGAGAAGCUGAGCGAGCACUUCUCCGCCUACGGAGAGGUUACGCAGGCCGCCGUCAUGCGCGACAAGACGACGGGCCGCCCCCGAGGCUUCGGGUUUGUCGUCUUCGCCGACCCCGCCGUCGUCGACCGAGCGCUGCAGGACCCCCACACCCUCGACGGCCGCACGGUCGAUGUGAAGCGGGCACUCUCGCGGGAGGAGCAGCAGGCCUCCAAGGCCGCAAACCCUAGCGGUGGGAGGAACACUGGCGGAGGAAAUGGCGGCGGCGAUGCAAAUGGUGCUCGGACGAAGAAAAUAUUCGUGGGCGGGCUGCCCUCUACUCUGACUGAGGAUGGGUUUCGGCAGUAUUUCCAGACCUUCGGCAUCGUCACUGAUGUUGUUGUCAUGUAUGACCAGAACACGCAGCGCCCCCGUGGCUUCGGAUUCAUCACCUUUGACUCGGAGGACGCGGUUGACCACGUGCUGCAGAAGACCUUCCAUGAUCUUGGUGGGAAGCUGGUUGAGGUGAAGCGUGCAUUGCCCCGUGAGGCGAACCCUGGUGGCUCUGGUAGUGGGCGUUCUGGGGUGAGUGGGGGUUACCAGAGCAACAAUGGCCAUAACACCAGCUCUGGUAGCUAUGAUGGUAGAAGUGAUGGUGGCAGGUACGGGCAGGCACAGCAGGGUAGUGGUGUCUAUCCUGGCUAUGGUGCUGGGGCAGCUGGAUAUGGAUAUGGUGCUAACCCUGCAAUUGGAUAUGGAAAUUAUGGGGCUGGAGGAUAUGGAGGUGCUCCUGCUGCUUAUGGUGGACAUUAUGGAAACCCAGGUGCAGCUGGUUCUGGUUACCAAGGUGGACCCCCAGGCUCAAAUAGAGGACCUUGGGGCAGUCAAGCUCCAUCUGCAUAUGGAACUGGAGGGUAUGGUGGCAGUGCUGGCUAUAGUGCUUGGAACAACUCUUCUGGUGGUGGCAAUGCUCCCACUAGUCAAGCCCCUGGCGGACCUGCGGGCUAUGGAAGCCAGGGUUUUGGGUAUGGUGGAUAUGGAGGUGAUCCAUCGUAUGGUAGUCAUGGGGGAUAUGGAGCUUAUGGAGCGCGAAGUGAUGGUGCUGGCAAUCCUGCUACUGGUGGAGCAUCUGGAUAUGGUGCAGGGUAUGGAAGUGGGGGUGCCAACUCUGGCUAUUCAAGUGCUUGGAGUGAUCCUUCACAAGGUGGUGGAUUUGGUGGUUCAGUCAAUGGAGGUUCUGAAGGGCAAUCAAACUAUGGCACUGGCUAUGGCAGUGUGCAGCCCAGGGUUGCUCAGUAAAGAAGGCAUUUUGAGUGUCUGAAAUGAACCAGCACAUCUGGGCAGUCUAUGUAUUGAUUUGUCAUUCCAGUUCUGAUUUGUUCUCAGCAUUCUGAAGAUUGCCCAUUUGCUGGUUAAAUCAGUAUUUCUCCGGGUUGAAUGGGAUGACAUUCCUUUUCAGAGAUGAUACCCAAGCAAGGUUAUGAAAUCAGGCAUCUGAAAAAAAAUGUGGCAGUGAUUUUACAUGACGAGCUGGUAAAAAGUUGCAAUAUUGGGGUGCAGACAGAAUGCAAGAUACCAGCUUGAGCGUUUCAUUGUCUGAAGGGUCUUGUGCUGUGCUACAAGAUAGUGACGAAGUGCAACAUGCUGACUCGAGCAGUCGAGCUGCUGUAGCUGGGUCUUGGGAAGGGUCUCGGCUGUGUGUCUGCAUACUGAUGAUCGGUGAUGCUUACGAUAUAGGAAUGCCCCAAUGUAUAGGUGAACUUUUAGUGCUAUAGAGGCUUCCUUUUGUUGUCAUGAUGUCUAUGCUCUUUAAGUAGCUGCAUAACACCAUGUAUACUCAGUAUAGUUCUACACCUGGGUAUGGAAGCCAUUCGUGUUUUUGUUUAGUAUGAAUGCCAUGUAAUUGUACAUUAGGUUGACAAUUCAGUUGUUGCUAAAUCACGCUCCACUAGUGAAUUGUGUAAAUGGAAAGAAAUGAAAUGCAUAUAUAUAAAACUCUGAUCCUUUACUGCUCUGAUUUGACACUGAUGGGUUAUUUGACUUGUUCCUUAUUACUCUCUCCGGCUCCAGUGGCCUCUGGCGUUGGAAGCGAAGGGGACCGGGGCAUCUUGUGGCUGGUGUGUAUCAUCUUCCUACCAUCCUAGGACAUCUAAUUAGUUUGAUUAGUUUCUUCCCCGUUCUAGUGGACUCGGUUGCUGCUUUUGGCUUUCACCGAAUCCUCUCCAAAGGUGGCGCUGGUGCUACUGUUCCUUAUGGUGAUGAUUUUACUUCUGACCAUGAUUGUUACAGCGGUAAGGCGGUCUUAGGAUCUUUUAACCUUUAAGCAUGGAGACGACUUUAUAUACAUGUAAGUAAGGUGAAUAAUAACAAAAAAAAAAUGCAUAGCUAAGUAGAUAGACCAUAUAUAUAUCAUAGAACAUACAAGCCUUAAUGAAUAGCAUAAUUUAUAAAAUAGUAUAAUUGAUAGUUCAUAAAACUAACAAACAGUAGUUCAUAAAACUAACAAGUCCAAAAUAUAUAGUUCAUAAUUUUGUAAACUAACAAGUCCAUAAAAGAACACAAGGCAACAUUAAAUUUAGAUUCUCAACACUUAGGGCCUGUUUGGUUUGUGGCUAAAUGUGUCAUACUUUGUCUAAUGUUAGUUGUUCGAAUUGAAUAACUAAUCUUAGGCAGAAAAGUUAGGCAAAAUGUGGUAACUGAGGUAGUGAACCAAACAUGUCUUUAGAUAGAUCUGGGCCGCCUCUCUUGGACAGCUGCCCCUCUAGGGCUGCUGCCAGCCUACCACCCAUGUGCCGCGUCGCCGCAACAAAGUGCACAUAUCUUCUCCCUCCUCUUUUAUGCAUCCAUGACAGGGACCUCACGCGCUCGUGUCAAAGAGGAGGCCAUGGCCUUCCGCAAGAAGAUGGCAUGCUUGUUACGGCUCAAGGUGCAGACAAGGAGGCUGUCAACGCACACACUCGCGCCCAAGUAGGAUGGCAACGCGCAAUCCCCCGUCGGGGAAUACCUCCCCGUCCCCGCGACGAUUUUUUUUCCGUAGGGAUUCCCACGAAUACUUGUGGGGAACAUUUCUUCUCUAUCCCUGUUUUUCGCGGGAUAAAUCUCCAAAAGUGAUCCCUAUCUCUGUUUAAAUUAUAAUUAAAAUAUGCGUUAUUUAUUAUUAAUAUUAAACAUUAUCACUUAUACACAUUAUCAGAUGUAAGAAAUCAUUAUGCACACAUCAAAAUAAAUAUAUUUGUACAA